Lotus japonicus is the source of this 1565-nucleotide messenger RNA. RefSeq names its product dof zinc finger protein DOF5.7-like. Bases 333 to 1379 code for a protein of 348 amino acids. The record is from RefSeq and is a predicted model, not a curated record. Gene Ontology annotation, biological process: regulation of DNA-templated transcription. The transcript has a single exon. Gene Ontology annotation, molecular function: DNA binding; DNA-binding transcription factor activity. NCBI's taxonomy places the organism in Eukaryota, Viridiplantae, Streptophyta, Magnoliopsida, Fabales, Fabaceae.
CCCUGUCUCUACAUAUAUCUAUCUCUUCCAUACAAUUAUGUGUAUAGACACAGCUUUCUUUAUUCUCUUAGAUCUGAAAAAGACCAGUUACUCAACCUCAUAUGUCAUUUUACUAGCUCCCAACAAUCACCUUCUUUCAUGAGAAUCACAGGUGAUGUACCCAUCAACACCCUUCCAAUCCUUCCAUCCACAUCUCUUCUUCCUCCAUGCAUGAAACCAUUCAAUUGGUGAUCAUCACAUUCAACUUUCCCUCUGCAAAAGGAAACUGAAAACACAAGUCCCUUAAUUUGCUCCAACCUCUCUCUGCCUCAACCCGACCCCCACCACUUACCAUGUCACCCGAGGACACAUCCCCCGCAAAGCCCGCAAAAGACAGCGACAACAACCAAGGCUCCGGCAACGGUGGUCGGAAAGCCUCCUCCACCGCAAGGCCACCGGAGCAAGGCCUCAAGUGCCCUCGCUGCGACUCACCCAACACCAAAUUCUGCUACUACAACAACUACAGCCUCACGCAGCCGCGCCAUUUCUGCAAAACAUGCCGCAGGUACUGGACCAAAGGCGGCGCUCUCCGCAACGUCCCCAUCGGCGGCGGCUGCAGGAAGAACAAGAAGGUGAAAUCCUCCAGACUCUCGACUGAUUCCAAGGACUCUGGCUCCUCCUCCGAUCACAUUGGCGGUGGCCUGAAAUUCCUCCAUUCUCUUUCACCUUCCAUGGAUUUUCAGCUCGGUGGGAUGCCAUUACCAUUCCCUCGCCUCCAACACCACCCUCCAAUCUACAACCAGUUUUCUUCCUAUCUCGGCGACAGUUCCGCCCCUGCUUCUUCCGGUUUCAACCUUGACCCCUCAAACUCCCUUGCUUCUCUGAACUACCCGUUUUCCACCGCCACCGGAAACGGUUACACCGGCGCCAUACAGGGCAUGAGCGCGUUGAGCGUGAGCAACACACUCGCCUCUAACAUUGAGUCUUUGAGCUCCAUGAACCAGGACUUGCACUGGAAGCUUCAGCAGCAGCGUUUAUCGAUGAUGUUCAGUGGAGAAAACCAGAAAGAAAACAACAGUGUUGUUACACCAGUUAAUACUCUUGAGAACCAGAACCAGAACCAGAGACUUCAACCCAUUUUGUUUCAGAAUCUCGAGCUUUCAAGGACUGAAACUGAUUUCUCCAUUGGGAAUUCCAGAAAAGAAGGGCAAAAUGGGGAUACACCAACUGAGUGGUUUUUUGGGAAUUACAAUAACGCUGCCUCGGUGACUCCUACACCAACCACCACUAGUAGCGGCGGCGGCGCUGGCCAUGAUAAUGUUGGCAACUGGAGUAAUGGGGUUCAUGCCUGGGGUGAUGUGCAGCAGCAGCAGCAGCAGCAAUAUAAUGGUCUGCCCUAGAUUAAGAGGUAGAGCUAGCUAGCUUCAAUUAAAAGCUUAUAUUAGGAAGAAAUUAAUAGGCCAACUCUGCUUAGGUAUAUGUUAAUUUAGUUACUAUGUCUCCUUGUUCUUAGACUUUUGGGUUGGAAAGAUCAUAUAUGUAACAGAUGGGAAAAAUUAAAGACCAUAGAGUUGUGUUCAUAAUUU